CCUUGUUGAGGAGGAGGAGGAGGAAUAACAGAGGAUGAAGGACGAGGAGGUUGACCAUGUUCAGGCACUUCACGCUUGUCUUGACCUGGAUGAUGCUUCUUUCCACCCUUGAUAGGAAGAGGAGAUGGGCUAGGAUGGGCACCGAGAGGAGAUGGGUUACCAAGAGCAUGUUCACCAGCGGCAACUGGAACACCUUCAGCAUGUCCAACAGCGAUAAAGGACAAAAUACAGGCAGCAAUAACAGCGUUGAUCUUCAUUUUAUUGAUUUGAUUGAUUGAG
Halteromyces radiatus is the source of this 279-nucleotide messenger RNA. RefSeq lists its product as uncharacterized. The record is from RefSeq and is a predicted model, not a curated record. NCBI's taxonomy places the organism in Eukaryota, Fungi, Mucoromycota, Mucoromycetes, Mucorales, Cunninghamellaceae. The transcript has a single exon. The coding region runs from base 57 to 278 and encodes 73 amino acids.